Molecule: messenger RNA, 789 nt
Organism: Paramecium octaurelia
Lineage: Eukaryota; Ciliophora; Oligohymenophorea; Peniculida; Parameciidae
Source: the annotation of a GenBank genome assembly
AUGCUGAAUUUAAAGAAGCAUUCUGAAUAAGAUGUGGACUCUUUGAUUGAGUCAAUGCUUAGAUUGAUUGAAUACAUGAAUAACAACCCUUCUAUAUAACGUUAAAUUUUCGAAUCAUUCAAUUAAGAAGACUUAUAGAAAAUAUUGAAGAAUUUGAACGAAAAAAAUAGCCUUCUUCUUCGUAAAGUUUCUUGCAUAUUUUUAUGUAUUGUACUUUAGAAUGAAGAUAAUUGUGAAAAUUUCAUGAAACUUUGUGAUUUGCUUCCAAUCAACUCUAAAAUCACUUUAAAUGGUAUUCCUGAAAAAAUGAGUCAAUACAUAACUAGUGAUUUGUUAUAAAAGUUGAAUUAGGUUUAGCCUUCUGCAAAUAGUUUAUGUUGGUUCUACACAUUAUAAAUGGCAAAGGACAGGUUGCCAAACUUAGCUUAUUUUUAACUUAACACAAGAGAAUUGAAAAAGUCAAUUAAUGAUUUUAUUGAUCCUUCCGAAUGCAUGAUUGGAACUACGUAUAGAAAGCUUUCCGUAAAGCCUCUCUAAACAGAUACUUAGAACUGGAGCAAUAGGAAUGAACAUCAUCAUAAGAUGAACAUUUCUCCAGUGAGCAAAUAAAUGGCAUCAUUGAUCUUGCCAUUGAAAGAAAUAAACAAUCCAAAAUAUUAUUAAAGAUAUGUAGCUAAAUCUAUCAAUCAACAGCAAAAUAAGAACAUACUUUCAAAUACGGCUAGGGCAGACACAUCCUAUGAUAAGCAUUAACCAAGAUCAGAAGUUUUGAAGAAUAGGUAUUCAUGA